AGAGAGCCACCGGCGCCGCCGUCGACUGCGCGCCCGCUAGGUCCAGACGAAGCAGAAAACGAGCAUCCCACACUCCGGGUUCUGGAUCGCCGUCCCUACCGUCUAUCUGCUCAACAUUCGCACGGCUCCGCUCGAUCCUCCCACCAUCAGUAGCCCGGCCGUUCACUCGCCGCCCUCGUCUAUUCUGUGGUCCUUUUGUUGGUAGACGGCCUUUUCCCAAGUCCAGUCAAGCCAAAAGGUGUGUCUAGCCGUGUUCGACCUCAGUCACGCACAAGGCCGACACGAUACUGUACACGGUGCUACGACGUUAACGACCCGUUACGACUCUCACCUACCUCAGCAACGUUGUGCCAGACUACUAUCGCUGUCGACGCUUUUCUUAGGUCCGUCGUGUCGUCUUGUCCUGAUUGUUCUGCCUUUGCCGCGCCUAUCUGCAAAUCACUUGCAUAUCAGAGCGCUGCGUCGAAACAAUCACAGAAAAAGCAAAGUCUGGCCUGCUGAGCUUUGACGAAACAUAGCCACUCCACGGCAGCGACAUCGUCCAGCUGUAUAUUUCUUUCUCAUUCUUUUCCUGGGCGAACGCCAUAGCGCUCAGCGCGUCGACUAGUUGGGAUCGUCUUCGUCCCGACCGAAGGCUAGUCCGCGUAACCGUUCAUUCGUGCCACCACGUUCCGUCUCCCGGAGUCGUGGUAGAGCCGAGCAUCACCACUGUUGAACUCUUGAACAAAAGAUUCAACAGUCUCCGCAAGGAAGAAAAGCCUGGCGAUCGCCCACGCCGGCUAUUCGCAACUUCCCGCCUCGGACUCCGGUCUCCGUUUCCGUGAACGACGCAAAGCUGGAGCUCCCGUCGAUAUCGCAGGUCCACUCUCGAGGCCCGGUCGACGGAUCGUGGUACGACAGCCAGUAUUCGUCGCGACCGACUGCAGCAAAGACGAGCUCAUCGGCCUCCUCAUCGCCUCGAGGUGGGACCUACAGCAACUCUUCCGUGUAUAACGGAAGCAUUAGCUCGGCAACGUCAUACACGCCGUCAACCACCGAGCCGAACGGAUCACUGAAGACGCCGCCUCCCGAGCAUACGCCUCAAGCUUACAACCGCGAGCACCAAAACUCGCCAUACGUACAUCAGCCGGGUUCGCAAGCAUUCGGCUUUUCGAGUGAGUCGUACAACAGCAUGAACCAGAUUGGUCCGCAUUCAGACGUUCAUCAAUCACAUAUGGCGACUGCAUACCAGACCCCAGCAACUGGGCCUCCUGCCCCGCUUGGACACUACAACACGUAUCAACCGACGCUUCUGCAACCAGGCCCGCAGACAUAUUCCUCAGCGCCUGCUCCUUAUCAACAGCAUCAGUAUGCAAGCCAGCCCACUUACCCCGUCUCAUCGUCCAUGAGCAAUGCUUUGGUGCCAUCGCCAAUGCCACUACCUGCAAUCUCCUCUGCUCCCAGCGGUGCAUUGGCAGGGUCACAAUACAACUCUGGCCACACAUUUGACACCACUGGACAGAUUGCACCUCCGGGCAUGAAGCCGCGUGUAACCGCCACCCUUUGGGAAGACGAGGGCAGUCUUUGCUUUCAAGUAGAGGCAAAGGGUGUUUGUGUAGCGCGACGUGAAGACAAUCACAUGAUCAACGGAACAAAGCUGUUGAACGUGGCAGGCAUGACUCGUGGUCGCAGAGACGGCAUUCUCAAGAGCGAAAAGACGCGUCACGUAGUGAAGAUUGGCCCAAUGCACCUCAAAGGCGUCUGGAUCCCAUUCGACCGUGCCCUUGAUUUCGCCAACAAGGAGAAGAUCACCGAGCAGCUAUAUCCGCUGUUCGUCCAUGAUAUCGGAGCUUUGCUGUAUCACCCCUCGAACCAGCCGCGUCCAGGUCUAGGUAAUUCGAGCGCUUUAGCAGCAGUUGACCGUCGACGAUCUGAUGCUCGCCUGCUAGGCGCCCCCCCUGUGACGAGUGCCCCACCACUUCAUCAUCAUCACUCUAUCAGCACCCCAAUGUCACAACCUCACUCCAUCGCCCCACAUCCAGCCAGCGGUCGUCCUGGGCUCGACCGAGCCCACACGUUUCCAACACCGCCAACCAGUGCCUCAAGCAACUUCGGUGGUGUUGCGCAACACAAUUCAUAUGGUGAGUGGAGUAAUGGCCAGCCCCUGCAGAUCGACACUGGCCUUAGCAAUACCCGAUCUGUGCCAACGACGCCAGCUUCCACUCCGCCGGGCAUUCAGCAGUAUCAGACGAGCCAGCCGUACGACAGCUCUCGUCAGAUGUACACGGCUCCUUCGACGCAGUAUCCCUCGCAGAUGCGCCAGUUUGGUGGCCCAUUGCCCAGCACCACGAUCAAGUCGGACAUGGCCCCGCCACCAAGAGCCGGCGAGGUUGAACAUUCAACCGACGCCAAGCCUCAGGAUGGUCACGACGAUCACGGCGACCACGACUCAGCCUACACGCAUGCGCAGGCAAGCUAUGGGCCUACUCGUAGCACCUAUAGUUACAACCCCAACGCACCCCCCGUCGCCCGCGUCGAAGAGGUAAGCUCUUCUCCUCACCAGAACGGUUCUGGUCGCGAGACACCACGGACAGCUUCCGAUGCGCAGUGGCAGUCCGGCUAUUCGGGGCAGCCGUCUCAACCACCCGCUGGAAACGUGUACAAUCCAAUCGAGUCGCGAGCAAAUGGCGAUGGCUAUGUUGGAUUCCCAAGCGCUUACGUGAAUGGUGGCUCUAUCCCGAGCUCCAAGCGUAUUCGGGAAGUGGAUGACGACGAGGAAGAAGCGCUGAAGCGACAGAAGACGGCACACCAAGACGGUGGACCAGUUGGCGGCAGCAGUCCGUUCAGAGGUGCACCAACGCAGAAGGUUCGCGGACGGUAACGUUUUGGAAAGCGGACGUCAAUUGAAGCCCACGCGAUGUUCACGAACAUCAUAGAAAAGACCCGGAUGCAUUCUUACACGUAUAUGACGCCACAAACCGAGCAUCCUACUCAGCGCAAGCGCAUCCUCGCUACUCGCGCGACCACGAGACAUCACAUUCCUUGACAAAAUAGCCGGCCUUUUCUACUUUUCUAUGUUCAGUUCAGGUCACGACGCUUAUGACACUUCUCUAUUAUGACGGCUUCGCCU
Molecule: messenger RNA, 3109 nt
Organism: Verruconis gallopava
Lineage: Eukaryota; Fungi; Ascomycota; Dothideomycetes; Venturiales; Sympoventuriaceae
Exons: 4
Coding region: 1172-2860 (562 amino acids)
Biological process (GO): positive regulation of transcription by RNA polymerase II
Cellular component (GO): nucleus
Molecular function (GO): DNA-binding transcription factor activity; sequence-specific DNA binding
Source: RefSeq, a predicted model, not a curated record